Molecule: messenger RNA, 1158 nt
Organism: Guillardia theta CCMP2712
Lineage: Eukaryota; Cryptophyceae; Pyrenomonadales; Geminigeraceae
Exons: 14
Coding region: 1-1158 (385 amino acids)
Source: RefSeq, a predicted model, not a curated record
AUGGAGCAAAUUUUUGAGAAAUACCUCAAGAAACAACAAGUGAAGUGGAGCGCGUUUGAAAGCACAACUGAAAGGAUACCAUGGGAUCAACCGGAGUUUCCUGCUGAAGAAGCAAAGGCCCAAGUGAACGACAUGCCCGUUCCUCCUCCCGAGCCUGUGAAGGAACGUUUAGAUCAGCAUCUUGAGAAUGAACCGUCUCCAGCACCAGAAGCUCCUGAAACGGCGCCGACUGUGCUGGUGGGGGAUGGGAUCGUAGUGGAUGAGAGCGGGUCGUACUGGUACUCGUACAGGCAUCGAAGAUCCCCGAGGAACAGCUACGAGGAGGCAAGAGUAAUGGUCAAGGGCAGGAAGGUGUCGGUUCAAGGCACAUGGAGCGACGAAACAGUCGCGCUGGAUCUCAGUGCGAUGGAGACGUUGAGGAUUGAGAGUCAGCCAGCGAUGCUACGGCAUGUCGACCGGGGAGUCUGGAUCAUGUGGCUGGUGUUGUCGCACCGCGCAGAUCGGCAGGUGUGCACCAACGAGACCGAGAAGGUUGCUGCGGAUUGGGAGGAGAAGGCUGGGGAGAGAAUGAGAGCAUUUGCCAUCGCGGAAUCGGAGUUUCCUGAGGGUCCUUUCAAGCUCCGCAGCCAGCUCUUCUUCGACGAGCGGCUGAUCUCCCUCCGAUGCUGCAGAGAUCUGAUGCCAAUCUUUGCUUACCUUGUCUCAAGCUCCCGCAAAUCGGAGAAACAAGGGGAGGGAGAGUCAGACUCCGACGGCAAGCCGCUGGUGAUCCUGCUGGACGACGAUCUAGUAGGAAUCAAGACUGCAUGGUCCCUGCCGGGGACCUCGGGAAAUCCGAUCAGCAUGGCGAGGAGCGGAGAUCUUUGGUAUCUGUUGACAACAACCAGUCGUCCUGAUCGGAAUGCCUUGAGUCUGAUCGAUCUGAUUCGACACAACGACGUGUGGACUUCGCCUGCGUUAGGAGCAGGACAAGUGUGGAACCACUCGGGCCAGCCAAUCAGCAGAAAGAUGAACCCUGAGAACAGCUCCCUCUCGCUGGCAAUCAACAUCCUUGUCAACACGCGGGUGGGUUGCAUGCAGUUUUUAUUCGCUAACGGGCACACGUACUUGAGAUGCGGAUCAGCAGAAGACCUGCUGCCUGGUGCAAGGCUGAUGUAG